Molecule: messenger RNA, 378 nt
Organism: Trichomonas vaginalis G3
Lineage: Eukaryota; Parabasalia; Trichomonadida; Trichomonadidae
Exons: 1
Coding region: 1-378 (125 amino acids)
Source: RefSeq, a predicted model, not a curated record
AUGACAGAAAAAUUAACUUUUUACAUAGCGCCAGACCCUUCUUGCCCACAUCCUUUUAAGCCACAAUAUAUAGACAUAGAACUAAAUAGAGAAAGCGAAAUUCCACAAUAUAUAUACAUAGAACUAAAUAGUGAAGGCGAAAUUCUACAAACAGAAGAAAGCGAAAUUCCACAAACAUAUAGAGACCUAGAUAACGAAAAUGGAUAUGCGCUAUUCUGGUUAGAUUGUCCUUAUAAAAUGUAUGAAAAAAAGGCUUUAUAUGAAGAAUAUAGAAAAUAUUGUCAUGAAAACGAUAUAAGACCAAGCUCUAGAGAAAAAUUCUAUGCUGGUAUAAAACAUCUUUUCGAAGUUCGGAAUGGCAAAUAUAGAAAGAAAUAA